Molecule: messenger RNA, 924 nt
Organism: Aspergillus clavatus NRRL 1
Lineage: Eukaryota; Fungi; Ascomycota; Eurotiomycetes; Eurotiales; Aspergillaceae
Product: cupredoxin domain-containing protein
Exons: 4
Coding region: 1-924 (307 amino acids)
Source: RefSeq, a predicted model, not a curated record
AUGACUACGAUUAACCCGACACGGUCCUCGGCUGCCCCCCAUGCAACACACAUCGUCAAAGUGGGAUCGAAGGAAGAUCCGCAUCAGUACUCGCCUCAUAAGAUCUCUGCAGCUGUAGGCGAUGUCAUCACUUUCGAGUUCUACCCGCGUAACCACUCUGUCGUCAAAGCGGAUUUUAUGGCACCGUGUGUACCAGCUACGGGGGAAAUCUUCUAUUCGGGUGUUUUUGACAGCUUCGAUCUGGAUAGUAGUGGUCAACUAAAGGGAAAUCCACCAACAUGGUCAUUGGUUGUGAACGAUACCACGCCCACCUUCUUUUAUUGCACAGCGAUUGACUCCUGCCUUGUCAAUGGCAUGGUCGGGGUUAUUAACCCGAACCAAACCAUGACCUGGGAGGCGCAAUACGCCCGAGCACUCCAGUACCCUUACAUGCUUGUUCCCGGCCAAUCACCACCAGCUGAGGGGACGAGUGCUUCUUCCUCGCAUCCCAACACACACCAUGCACCUUUAAGCGGAGGCGCAAUUGCCGGCACUGUCAUCGGGGCUGUCUUUUUCGUUGGCGUGCUACUCAUCCUGUUCUUUACGCUGGGUCGAAACCGAAUCUACAGGAAGUGGAUGUCGUCGGAAGACGGCCGUAUGGAGCGAACGGCUCGCUGGGCAUUUUCCAGCAACCAGGGUGAAGUCAAGAGUGACCAGGGGCUUGUGGCCCCGUCGUCAGUGGGGGGACAUGGAACGUUUCCACCAUCCUCGAAUGCGUCUCCGCCGGUAAUCUCUCCGCCACAGGGAGGGGGAUAUUGGGAUUGGGAGACGGCUGUGGCGAACCAGCAGCGAGAACAGCAGGUACAGAUCCAUGAGCCAAUGGAGCUAGAGGCCAGAAGUGUGGUGGGAGGAAGGCCAGGAGGGAUGUAUUACGGAUGGAGGUGA